UUGCUAUAUGUAAUCUAUUUAUGCUGCCAGAGAAUCACUCAGCACUAAAAAUUACAAUAACGACAAAGAAGCCUGCUAUUAGAUUUCAGUUCCAAUUAUAUAUAGGAUUAGGAUUUUCCUUUUUCCGAUACUUAGGCUUCGUUUAGAGCGGCGAUACGGUGUGGUGCAGUGUGUUUAACUUACUUUUUAUCUCACGUUACAGUAUUAUUAUAGUAUCUGAUCUUACCGCCACCGCUACUUUUACACUAACAACAAGUCAAGAGGAGGAGGCAAAAAUAGCCGGUUUAAUCAAUACAUAAGAACUAACCCUGUAGUGCAGCAAGUUUAAGCUCCCCUUUUGACUUCUCCACCUGUUUCUGAAAUCCUACAAGAUACAGUCCAAACUCACCCUUAAUCCUUUUCAUUUUUCUCAAAAUCAAUUUUCUGCUUUUUUAUCUCUCGUUUCAUUGUUCCAGAAUUUUUAAUACAAAAGGUAACAUUUUAAUGGGUUUGGGUUGGAUUUUCAAGAGAAAAAAGAAGCAAAAUUCCACGUCGAAUACCCCAACUUCAACGGCUUCUCCAUCUACAAGAAGCUCAAGCCAAACCCAGCUGCAGGAACUGGAACAAGUCUUCAAGAAAUUGGACGUCAACGGCGACGGGAAGAUCUCAUUAUCGGAACUGGGUUCAAUCAUGGGUUCCCUCGCCCAAAAGCACCAGUCGAAAGAAGAACUCCAAAAGAUGAUGAAAGAAUUCAACGCCGACUAUGGUGAUGGGUUCAUGAAUUUCGACCAAUUUGUGGAGCUGAACACGAAUGGGGUGGAGUCGGAGGAGGUUCUGAAGGACGGAUUCUCGGUGUACGACAGAAACGGGAACGGGUGGAUAUCAGCGGAGGAACUUCAGGAGGUACUGAAAAGCCUGGGGGACGAGUGUUCGAUGGAAGAAUGUAGGAAGAUGAUAAGUGGAGUGGAUAAUGAUGGAAAUGGGAUGAUUGAUUUUCAAGAGUUUAAGGUUAUGAUGGUGGCUGCCCACUCCAUCCAGCCUUUGAAUGGACUCAAUCUCUAACCAACACUAGCGUCCACCCCCAUUUUCUUCCGAUCAAUAGUGGAGUGAUAAAAGGAAAAAUCUUUAGUUAAUAUUACUUUCGCCUAUAAUUUCUAAAAAAUUCCUUACACUUUUUUAUAGCCCUCCAUUAAAAAUUAGAUAAAUAGCUAAAGUUAGAAUGAUGUUUUAGUUAAAAAAGAUGUCUUCAAUUUAUAUCUCUUUCUUUUGAUAGUUUCAUUUCUCUCAAUUAUCUUUAAGAUAAAAGUUUUUUUUUAUUGUAAUUUGCAUGCAAUCAAGUUCGACAAUGGAGAAGAAAUUGAAAAUUCAUCUUUUAAGCUUUGGUCUUUUUCCGAA
Messenger RNA from Gossypium arboreum, 1374 nucleotides. Its product is annotated as probable calcium-binding protein CML25. Lineage: Eukaryota; Viridiplantae; Streptophyta; Magnoliopsida; Malvales; Malvaceae. The transcript has a single exon. The record is from RefSeq and is a predicted model, not a curated record. The coding region runs from base 484 to 1041 and encodes 185 amino acids. Gene Ontology annotation, molecular function: calcium ion binding.